Ilex paraguariensis (yerba mate) is the source of this 323-nucleotide messenger RNA. Lineage: Eukaryota; Viridiplantae; Streptophyta; Magnoliopsida; Aquifoliales; Aquifoliaceae. The record is from the annotation of a GenBank genome assembly.
AUCCAAAUAUUCGUGAAAAUGUAGAAAGGGAGGCUUUAGAUAAACAGAAAGGGUCCCGAGUACAGGGUGAACAAGGUGGACAGGAAGACUAUGCAUCUGAACAAACAAUUGAGGCAACUACAAAAUAUUUUGAACCACAGAUGAUGAGAUCAAACCGUUCUGAACCUCAAAGUACAAUAUAUGAAAGAUUUAAAAAAACUGAAGAAGAGGCUAAAAAUUGGCAAAAGAUGAUGGACAAAAUAUUCAAGGUAAUGGGUGUAACUGAAGAAGAGAAAGUUAUUUUAGGUACUUUUAUGCUAGUUCAGGAAGCUCAAUAUUGGUGA